This is a messenger RNA of Drosophila sulfurigaster albostrigata, 4788 nucleotides long. It is a transcript of the gene boi, whose product is annotated as interference hedgehog. Gene Ontology annotation, molecular function: protein binding. The coding region runs from base 626 to 4270 and encodes 1214 amino acids. Gene Ontology annotation, biological process: cell-cell adhesion; axon guidance. The transcript is spliced from 10 exons. The record is from RefSeq and is a predicted model, not a curated record. NCBI's taxonomy places the organism in Eukaryota, Metazoa, Arthropoda, Insecta, Diptera, Drosophilidae. Gene Ontology annotation, cellular component: axon; plasma membrane.
UGACGCGACGCGGGCAGGUUGUACGUUCUGGCAGCUGCGUGCGCUUCUUUUAUUUUUUGUCUCAUUAUUUUUGGCGUCUUUAUAUUUCGGCGUGUGUUUUGUGUUUGUGUUUUUUUUUCUGGUUUUGUGCGAAAAGCCACAAAUAGAGCAACAAACGAAACAGUUUAUGCGUGUGCGAAUUGUUAUCAUUGAUGCAGAAGAUGAUAAUAAUCAUUUGAUUGGGCAAACUGUUAAUAACAUCAAUUAGCAGCAUCAAAUGCAAGUUGCGCAAAAAAAAGUCGUAAUUUGAGUGCAAAGAAAACCAUCGGAAAACAAAAAGAAAAAGUGCGUGCGACGAAGUGGGAUCUCAUCGAAGAAAAAACAUUUGGACACCCUUCAAGAGCUGCGCCUUUUGUCUUUUAUCCAGCUCUCCAAACUGUAGCGCACAGUUUUGCCUUUGUGUGCUGUGUGCGCUAAAAUGCAAUCCUAAGUUCAACCGGAAAGAGACAGUUCCAACGACCGAGUGAGCGAGAAGACAAAAGAGUUUGCCAGAUAGAGAGAGAGAGAGAGUAAGAGCGAGAGAGAGUGGGCUGUAGUGAAGUGACACUGAAGCCAGAACGCGGCUAACAAAAAAGUUGGCAACGCGAUGAAGCGACUGCUAAAGCUGCCGCUGGCGCUGGCCAUAAUGCUGAGUAUAUGCUUCGGCUGCUGCUUUAGUUCCAGCUCCAGCUCCAGUUCCAGUUCCAGUUCAAGUUCAAGUUCAAGCUCCAGCAAUCUGCUCGGCGUGUACAUUGAACGCGGUCCCGAAUCGGCCGUGGCGCCCAAGGGUGACGAGGUUGUGUUCGAGUGUGAAAUGAACCUGAAGCCGGAUCGACUCGAGUGGCGCUUCCGCUAUAGCACAACGGAAGCGUAUCGCUAUCUGCGCACCGCCGCCGGUUACAAUGUGACGAGCAGCAAUGAGGAGCGCACCUGGAAGCUGCGCAUCUAUGUGAGUGCGCAGACCGUGGGCGACUAUCAGUGUGUGGCCUGGUACGGUCCGGGUGCAAUUGCCUCGACUCCUGGUCGCCUGACGCUCGUCUCCAUUGCCGUGGACAAUGCGAAUGGUAAUGGUAAUGGGAAUGGAUACAGUCGACAUGCGGUGCGAUGGAGUGUGGCGCCCAAGAACUGUGUGCUGUUGCGUUGCGGCUCGGUCAGCUCACAGCCGCCGCCCAUUUGGAGUUUCUAUCGCAACGGCGAGAAGUUGCCGCAGUCCGAGCUGCUCUCAGGCGCUGCUGGCGCUUUGGUGCUCAACUCUGUGAGCGCCAAGGAUGCGGGCAAUUAUACGUGCGCGGCCACAAAUGUGAUUACGGGCGAGGAGUUGCGUCUGCCGCAGGUGAUUGAUUUGCGUGUCGAUUACACGGAUCGUACACCGCCGUAUUUCCUGCUCCAACAGCCGGCCACACAGCUUGCCGCUCGUCCCGGCGAGACCGUUGUGCUCGAGUGUCCGGGCGUUGGUUCGCCGCGUCCCAGCGCCGUGUGGAGCAGCCCCAAUGUGCCCAACAUCUAUCACAAUCGAUCGCGUGUGCUUGCCUAUGGACUCCAAAUCACCGAUGUCCAGCCCCAAGAUCAGGGCUCGUAUGUGUGCCGCCUGGACAAUGGCAUCGCACCGGUGCUGGUUCACAUGAUCAAGCUGAGCGUGCUGGAGCGUCCGCGCAUUCUGCGUGGCCCCAACUCGACGCUGACCAACGAGGGUGAUGCUCUCACACUUGAGUGCGAUGCCAUCGGACAUCCCCAGCCGCACAUCUAUUGGCUGUUCAACGGCGAGGAUGCCAGCUUGGAUAACGAGACGAGAAUCGAGCUCAAUCGCCUUGUGAUCCAUCAUGUACAAAAGCGGCACGCGGGCGUCGUUCAAUGUUUUGCCCGCAAUCAGUUGGGCGAGACCAGCGAAGGAAAUUUGUUGCGUGUGAAUCCGUUGCAGAUAAGCGGCGAAGACGAUCAACCGCUGGGCAAUGUUCCAUUGCGCUUUGAUCACGAACCCAGCCAUGGAUCCUCCUCAUCCGGAUCUUCGUCCUCUUCUGGCUCCUCGUCGAUGACGUCAUCGUCACGCAACAAAAACAAGCGCAAAUAUAUGAGAGUUGCCAACAUGGUGCCACCGUCAAGGCCCAACGUCACCCGGCUGGCUGACGACACCGUCAUGCUGCGCUGGAAUGUGCCCAACAACGACGGUCUCCCGAUUCAAUUCUUCAAGGUGCAAUAUCGUCAACUUGGCGGCAAUUCUCGCAAGAUUCCACGCGAAAGUUGGCAGACAACCAACGAUUAUAUUGAAUAUGGCAAACAGCAACGGGAUCACCAUCAGCAUGUGAAGAACUUUACGACAUCGGUGAACGGAUUGCGACCAGAUCGCAAUUAUCGCUUUCGCAUCGUUGCCGUCUAUUCGAACAGCGAUAACAAGGAGGGCAACACAUCCAUCAAGUUCUUCUUGCAACGCGGUGCCGCCAAAUCGAAUCUGCCCGUGCCGCAGCUGCAUAACAUCGAAUCGCACUCGGAUUUCGGCAUUCAAUUGCAUUGGACAUUGUCCUCGUCUCCGUUUCCGUCUCCAACCGCCUCUGCCUCUGCCUCCAAUAUCGAUGGUUAUUAUGUUUACUAUCGUCCCGCGGCUUCGGCGGACAAAUACUUUGAAACAACAGUUGAGGGCGGCGACGCACGUCAAUUUCUAAUCGAUCAACUCGAUCCUGACACCGCCUACGAGUUCAAGUUGCAGUCAUUCAAUGCGCAUGCCGCCUCCGAGUUCAGCGAGAUCAAACAGGGACGCACACAGAAACUUUCUGCUGGACACGCAUCAACAUCCGCCACGCCCGCCAUUGUGCCGCUAUCGAAGGCAACUGGGGAGGAUGAGCAGCAUUCCAUGUAUCCGGUAAUUGCAGGCGCCGCUGGCGGUGGCCUUCUGCUGCUCAUUGCCACAGUGGUUGCAUGUUUGUGCCUGCGACGACGCAGCAAUGCGCCACUUGAGGAUGAGAACAAGCCGCAAUUGGAUCACAUUCAAGCGGAUUUUGUUAGCUCCGCCGUGCUGGGCGUGGCACCGCAUCACAAUCACAAGGCUGGCGAUGUGCGUCGCCUCAACGGCGUCAUUCCACGCAUGAAUAUCACACCCAAUCCUCUGGCGCAGGAUCCAACGGCUGACAAGAAUCGUAAUGUGAUGGAGCUGCGCUUCCUCCCCCCGCCCAAUCCGGAUCAAUCGAGUCUCGCGGCAGCUGUUGCAGUUGCAGCUGCGGCUGUUGUCGUUGAUAUCGUUGACAAUGAUAUCGAUGCCGAUGCCGAUGCCGAAGCCGAAGCGGAUGCGGACAGUGAGCAUGUGGAACAGACGGGCGCUUCAUCCUCUUGCGAGACUUUGGAGGCUUGCGACUCGGCCACGCCCAUCGCCAACGCCAUCACAACGGAGGCGCCCAGCAAGCCGCUGCCACCGCUGCCGCUGCCGAAGAAAACGGCGGCAGCCAAGGCACAACAGCAGCAAGUAAACAACAAUGCUUUGGCUGUUGCGGCAGCUGCUGCGUUGCAUCAACCAGGACUGCAUCAUGCGCAGCCGUAUCAUGCCCCAGGCACGCCCACCAUGCUGCAGAAGCGUCUGCAGCCAGCGUCGCAGCUGCAAGCGCCUCCUGUGCCGCCGCAUGCCACAUACUACUCGCAACAGGCGGCAGUGGCAACAAGUGGCGCCUCACCUAUGCUGGAUCAACAGCGACGCACGCUGGAACGCAGCGUGCGCAGCUUGCAACAGCAGCAACAUCAUCAGCAGCAACAUCAUCAACAGCAGCAGCAGCAACAGGCGGCCAUGGGCUAUGGACUCGAGGAGGCGUUGGGUACGCCCACGCGCAUACCAUCGCUGCGACGGCAGCGACGUGCGUCGGGCAGUCAGCACAACAGUCACACCAAUCUCAACAAUCAUCACCACAACAACAACAAUAACAACAGCAGCAGCAGCAAUAACAACAACAACAAUAAUAAUAAUAAUAAUAAUAUGAACAGUAGCAACAACAAUUUGCCACAGCAUCUGCUGCAUCACCAGCAACAGCUGCAACAGCAACAGCAGCAGCAGCAGAUGAUGCAGCCGCAUCAUCAUCAUCAGCACCAUCAGAAUUACAACCAUCAUCACAAUCAUCACCAUCAUCAGAAUGGUGGCGUUGGCAUUCCCAUUGUGCCCGGCAGUCCGCGUGUCCAACGCUCCCCGAUGCCCGCCCGUGCUCUCAUCAAGCGGACGCGACUCGGCAGCCACACGGACAACAUCUCGUCGGGCAGCCUCAACAGCAUCGAAGUGUAGUCGAUGCACUUCAACAGCCGCAACAACCGCAACAACAACAACAACCCGCCUAGCUUUUAAGACAACUCGUGUUUUUUUUUAAUUAUUUAUUUGAUCACUUCUAGUUAGGAUUAGACUAAGUUUAAUAUUGUAUGUAGUGUUAUUUAUUUAUUUAAUUAACAACAGCAACUCGAAUACAUUAGCUAGUUGAAUUAGUUUGUAAAUGAAUCCUUAUCCCACACAUCCUCGCCUUAAAAUUACAUUUAAAAUACAGUUAGUUAGCGUUAAGUCGUUCAACUAUUAACGUUAUCUCGCUGCUUAAUUAUAGACAACUAAUUUAAUCAGUAAUUUUAUUUUUUAAACCACACACACGUGUACGUAUUUUAAGGUUUUACACAAUCUCCCAAAUUGACAACAAAAAGCAAAAACUGUAUUAAUAAAACAACAUAAUGUAAAGUCGCAUAAGCUACGUAAUAUGAAAUCAACACUUUUGUAUCCAGAAUAAAGCGAUGCUUUAUGGAAUCUAACUUCCAUCUCAA